AUGAUAGAGGAAGAGGUAGCGGAUUUCAAAGAAAAACUUGAGCGGCUCAAAAAUCUUCCAAAUCCAAAUCCAACUUUCAAACCAAGACCUCUGAAUCAACCCAAGAAGAAUGACCUUUCUGAUGAGGAAGAUGAAGAUGUUCAGGAAAAUGAUCCGGUGAAUGAAGGCCUCGAGAAUUUUCAAAAUCUUUAUAACGUAAACCCAACUUCCGAGUCAAGUCCCCACAAUCACAUCAAGGAAAGUCACUGCGCCGAGGAGAGUGAUGAGCCAGAAAGGCCGCCGACGAAACCAGCAAGACAUGAUGAACUUUUUGGGAAAGCAUUUUCUUUUAGCAAGUAA
Oikopleura dioica is the source of this 339-nucleotide messenger RNA. The record is from the annotation of a GenBank genome assembly. Lineage: Eukaryota; Metazoa; Chordata; Appendicularia; Copelata; Oikopleuridae.